Molecule: messenger RNA, 2041 nt
Organism: Sphaerodactylus townsendi
Lineage: Eukaryota; Metazoa; Chordata; Lepidosauria; Squamata; Sphaerodactylidae
Gene: CDK20
Product: cyclin dependent kinase 20
Exons: 9
Coding region: 321-1346 (341 amino acids)
Biological process (GO): protein phosphorylation
Cellular component (GO): nucleus
Molecular function (GO): ATP binding; cyclin-dependent protein serine/threonine kinase activity
Source: RefSeq, a predicted model, not a curated record
GAGAGCGCCCCAGGAAGGUAUAAUUCCAUGGAGACUACCUUCCAAAGCAGCCAUUUUCCCCGGGGAGCUGAUAGCUGGUAGCUGGAGAUCAGUUGUAGUAAUGGGAGGUCUCCAGGUCGCACCUGGAGGUUGGCAACCCUAGAAACUGUGCCCGGGGUUCCUGUAGGUAGGUAGGUAGCAUGCAUUUUGCAUGCAGUUAGCAUGACCCAAAAUUCAACUGGUCAGCAGUCGUGUUCAUGUGGAGAUGGAGGUUGCCUUUUAACAAUUCCUUCUAAACUGGUCCAGAGGCGUUAACAGCAGCAUCAUGGCAGGGAGCAUCCAUGGACCAGUACAGUAUCCUGGGCCACAUCGGAGAGGGGGCCCACGGCAUUGUUUUCAAAGCCAAAAACAUUGAGACAGGGGAGACAGUUGCCCUGAAGAAGGUGGCUCUCCGUAAGCUGGAGGAUGGUAUCCCAAACCAAGCCCUGCGGGAGAUCAAAGCGUUGCAGGAGAUCGAGGAAAACCAGCAUGUAGUGAAGCUGAAGGACGUCUUUCCCCACGGCACUGGCUUCGUCUUGGUGUUUGAGUACAUGAUCUCGGAUCUUUCUGAGGUGAUCCGCAACUCUGAGCAGCCCCUCACUGAUGGCCAAGUGAAAGGCUACAUGCUCAUGCUGCUCAAGGGGGUGGCUUUCUGCCAUGCCAACGCCAUCAUGCACCGGGACCUGAAACCAGCCAAUCUGCUGAUCAGCUCCACGGGGCAGCUUAAAAUUGCUGACUUUGGCCUGGCCAGGGUGUUCACCAGAGAUGGAGACCGGCUGUAUAGCCACAAAGUGGCUACCAGGUGGUAUCGAGCCCCAGAACUCCUCUACGGAGCUCGGAAAUACGAUGAAGGUGUGGAUCUGUGGGCUGUGGGCUGCAUCUUUGCGGAACUUCUGAACAAUUCCCCGCUCUUCCCUGGCGAGAAUGAUAUCGAGCAGUUGUGCUGUGUCCUUGGAGUGCUCGGGACCCCCAACCAAAAUAUCUGGCCGGAGAUCACCGAACUGCCUGAUUACAACAAGAUCUCGUUCAAAGAGAAGCCCCCCGUCCCCUUGGAGCAGGUGGUCCCAGACGCCUCGCCGCAGGCUGUGCAUCUCCUGAAGCAGUUCCUGGUGUAUCCUUCCAGGCUCCGUGUGCGGGCUGCACAGGCGCUGCUGCACCCCUUCUUCUUCACCACUCCUCUGCCUGCCCACCACUCGGAGCUGCCCGUUCCCCAGCGGGGGGGCAAAAAGGCUCGUCCCCAGCACCAGCGGGACUUCCACGUGGAGCAGCCCCUGCAAGAGGCUCUGGUGGAUCUGGACCUCGUGGCGCCAUACGUGAUAGACAACUGAGGAGAUGGGCAAGAAAUCCCCCACGGCUGGCUUUGGUUGUCUCCAGGGUCCCAAUCCUUGUGCGGUCUUGGGGUGGGUGGAAAGGCUGAUGGGGCCUGUGAAGGGAUUUUGUCUACUGGGGGUUCCACUCCGAAACAUAACCAGUUUCUUGGGGGGGGCGGGGGGGACCAGAUUUCCUAGGACAGAAGGGAGAAUUUUGGCAUAUACAGUUUCUCUGUCACCUGCAGUGCUGCGUAAGGGAAAUUUUCCCUGCCCAAACUUAUGUAGCUCAUAAAAAGACAAGAACGCUCCCUGUCCAGUGUGGAAUUCAACCAACUUCUGUCCCGUAAGCGCUCUUUGGCCGCAUCACUGUAUUGUUUCCUAAGGCAGUACGAACCUCCCUGAAUGGUCCCACAGGAGAAUCCAGUUGCAAACAGUUGUUGUUGGGCAGCAGAAGGGAUUGAACUCCCCAACGGGGUGUGGAUGCUGCCUUUGACAUCUUUCCUGCCCUUUGGCUCUGCGAUGUGGCUUAAGUCUGUGUAGUUUGGGACACCGGGUUCCUUUGUCCUUUGGCACGGAGAGAGGACUCUUGGGGGCCUCCCCCACUGCUUUGGGCCUUUCCUGGCAGGGCUUGGGGACACCCCACCCUGCUGCCUUCUGCCUCCAUUCAGAAGCACUGGAACGUUUUGUAAUUAAACCGUUUCGUUAAGAGGGAA